Molecule: messenger RNA, 3168 nt
Organism: Pimephales promelas (fathead minnow)
Lineage: Eukaryota; Metazoa; Chordata; Actinopteri; Cypriniformes; Leuciscidae
Source: RefSeq, a predicted model, not a curated record
CCGUCUGUGCGUGCGUCCGUCCGUCUGUGCAUCCGUCCGUCAGUCACAAAGACCUAGGCGCCGCAGAAUGGAGUAGCCAUGGAGUGAAGAGUCCCAACACUAGUCUCUGAAGUUUUUGAGGUGAAAAAAUACGUUUUGCCCAAGUCUGACGUGACUGUAAACGCACCGCAGACCUACAGCGUUGCAGUUAUGGGACUGAAAGUUGAGUCUUGUGCCAAAUAUACAUAUGGCCAACCUGUACCUGGUCAAGCCUUAGUGGAAGUGUGCCGUGAUCCGUUUCCAUACAGUCUGCUUCAUCAUUUGACUGGACAGUGCCGGACUCAAACCACAAAGAUGAAUGCCACGGGCUGUGCCUCUCUUACUGUUGAUGCGUCAGUGUUUUUCAACACCAAAUUUGAAGCCCAAAUGCAAGAUGCAUUUCUUGUUAAUGUGAAUGUUACUGAGGAGGGAACAGAUGUAAUGGUGUCAAUCUGCAAUGGUGUCCUUUACAAACAAAGCUGUAUAUCUCUUGGAGGGGAGCACAUAGCCCAGAGCACCAACGAACUGGCCGGAUGCAUGGAGAAUCGGGAUGCCUGGAAGCAACAAUGAAAGGCUUGUCUGAGGACGACUUGGCUAGAACCACACCCAUACUGAUGUAUGAAUCGAAAGACAACAGUAAAAAACUUUACUGUGGACAUGGACCAUGUGAUUUAUUGUUCUGCUUGAACAAUCUGUAGCGGUUGUCACCCAGUUGAAGAUCCGCACCUCAACAACUUUCAUACAAAAUUUGGUCCUUUGAGCCGGAGCAGACAGCUACUACAGCAUUACCAUGUCUAGAACAGAAAGACCGGCUACAUCAGUGCCACCAGUGGGUCGACCAUGUCGACAGGUCACCCCACCAAGAUACUUCGAUGACUUCUAUGUUGAUUACACAGUGCAGCCUACAAAUGGUGCCACUGGAUCUGAACCAGGUAAAAGGCCUGCAUUUAAAGAGUUCACAUGUAUUGAAAGCGGACAAGAACUAACGAAAAUUACGAGCACUGGAUCAAGUGAGAGGAGUUCGUAUGUGGAGACAUAUCAAGAUUUACCGCCACGGCCAAUGCCCCGUACUCGGACUUCUCCAAGGCAAAUAAUUUAUGCAGAUCAGAGUUCUCUCCUCAAGUCCAUAUACAGCAGCCACUGAGGGCAGGUCAGUUCUGCCUAGAGAUCAAGAUGAUCCUCCUCAGCCCAUGAGGGCACUGUCUGUAGAUUCACGAGGUGACCUUCUGCAUUCUCAUUCUGUCAGUCACAAAGAGAUUGAUUGUCUCACUGACAACCUAGAACUAAAUCUACCAGGCUCAGCAACUCGGCUAACUUCAAGUCAUCCUUAAACCAACUCAAUCCCAACACAAGCUAGCCCAUCAAGAAGAUGCUACAUAUCCUCAACCUGGUAUUAGGCACAGAGACAGCCCACAUGGUUACUACAACACAGACCACAGAGGCCAUAACUAUAUGUCCACUGACCAAAGAGAUCGCAACCAAUAUCCCGCAGCUGUUCAGUUUAUGCCUCAGGACUAUAGUCAAGAGACGGCAGCUAUGUAUGGGACUUGGAAAGAUCAUAGUCUGUCAGCUAUUUCCCUUUCACUGAACCAUGUGGUUAUCAGCAACCUUAUCAUGGGAUUCCAGCUUCAAGUCCAGUCUAUCAAGAAGGGAUACAUUAGCUCACCAUGCACAUGAGAGACACUCAGACAGCUAUGGUCAAUCAGCUCCUAAUCCUACAGACAAAUCAAGCUUCUUGACCCCACAACAGUACGCAGAUUACGCUCAGCCUGAGACAUAUCAGCCAUACCACCCAGUGCACCCUCCUUCUCUUCCAUAUCCUCAUGUAGAGCCCACCUACAGAGGUCCUAUCCCCACCAUUCCUCAUUUUUGCAGUAAAGAUCCCACAGAGUUUGCAUGACUCAAAUUUGCACUGGAGAAUUUGCUACCUGCCGAGGCUACAGAACGUUUCAAGUACCAAAUACUCGUUGAUCUGAAACAGGAGAAUGCCCUGCUCAUUGCAGACUCGUAUGUCAACAGCAGGUACCCAUACACCAACACCAUGAGGUUUCUAACUGCACUUUAUGGUCAACCACAUCAACUCGCACUACAAGGAAUGGCAGAAUUGAUGGAUGGCCCAAAAAUCAGGAGUGGUGACACUAAAUCUUUGAGAAUGUUUGCCCUCAAAGGGCGUGUGUGAGUUGGAAUGCUGGACCAACUUGGAGCUAAAGGAUAGACGGAGCUCAAAUGUGGGUCACAUGUUUCACGUCUCCUUGCCAAAUUGCCUCAUGAUCUUAAAGCAAACUUCAGAAGGUUUGUUAACCCCAUUCAGAACCCAGUUCCAGCACUGAUUGAACUCAGCGAUUGGCUAAAUUAUGAGCUCAGAAUACAAGAGGAUGAGUCACAGUACGUUAGUAAUGUAAGCAGAGCCUACUCUCAGCCACCGAGAGAACAGCAAAGGAACUGCAUGGUGGCCAACAGAGUAAACCAGCAAGUGUCCCAGCAGUCAAGAAGGAGAAACUGACAAAGUACUGCCCCUUCUGCAACACUGUGCAGCAUUACUACAAUCAGUGCGCUAAUUUCAAGUGAACUGAGUCUUGGCUGAAGUCAAAUCAGAAGUGCUUUACGUGUGGUCGUGAUCACCAGAUCUCACAAUGUAAUCUUGAAGCCAAAUGUGAAGAGACAUUUAGAAAUACUACAUGACUUCAAUGCCCAAGGUAAACAUGAAACACAAGCUUCAGCAGAAAACACUUGUCUUGUGAACUCGGAAGUUGAGACUUUGUAUAUGGAUGGACCAACUGCAGGCAGCAAAGUUCUUUUGAAGGUCAGCCGAGUGAUCUUGAGAAAUGGAGAGAAGGUACUUGAUGUAUAUGCUAUGUUGGAUGACUGAUCAGAGAAGACAAUGUUGCUGUAUGAAGCAGCACAGCAACUUGAUCUUCAAGGACUUCCUGAAGAUAUAGCCAACUGUACUGUGAGACAAGGCAUACGGGUUGUUCAUGGGGCGGCUGUUUCAUUCUCAGUAGCUUCUGCAUUUCAGCCAAACAAAUCCUUCACCAUUGAAAGAGCUUUUACAGCCAAAGAACUGAGUGAAGUGAUGUAAUGAGAAGGGUUUCAGUGAUUGGUGGUGUGUUAAUGAUGCUUUGUGUGUUGAUAAUGGAAAUCUGGUUUUGG